GCUCGCAAUGCACCGGAUUCGAGAAGUGAUGACAUCACCACCUUUGCAAUGUCAGGUUUUGGUCAACCAUCAACCAUCCAGUGUCGUAUGAAGAACUGCCUCAGUCUGGUCAGUGUGUAGGUGCUGAGAAUUGCUGGUAUUCACUAGAUCUGCUCCCAAUUGGAUCGUGUCGGGAGAGAAUGACUUCCAGCGAUUCGCCGUCUUCACCAUAUGUUCGGCACAGCAGGGAAGCGCAGCAGGAUUCGAACGCAGGAUGGACGGCAUCUUUGACGAAGAUCGCAGACCCUAAGUCUCGACGAUGGUGUGCUUAUUCUACCGGCUCGAUCGUGAUUUUUCUAGUCUUUAUCAGUAGUACGCUUUGGAUGGUGGGAUUCCACAACAAGGGUCCGUUUCUGUCGAAUAAAUCGUCUAGUUGGAACAAGGGUCUUCCGAAAUCGGUUAGUGCUGUUUGCAAUCCAGAUGUGUGCGAAGAUCCAAGGGUCGAGUCCAAGGACCCGUCUCGUCUGGGGGGAAGUUGGACACCUGUUGUUGCAUCAAGAGAGACCAUUAUGGCGAUUGGCCUGACGCUGCCUGGAUCUGAUCCGUCGAACAUCAAGGGAGACAAGCCUGGGAGCUACCCUGCACCUACAAUCGUACCGGUAUGGCUCAUUGAACGCGAUCGGAAGUCGUCUGCAACUGGAUCUGAAGAUUCCGGCCCAGCACUUGAGAGGGAUCCUGCAGAGCCUGCAAACAAUGUAAACUCGGAGGUUAUCGAUCCAAGUCUGGACCGUGAGGCCUUGAAUGGAAGGAUCUCUGAUGCCAAACAAGCACCUGUCAGCGAUCAGUUCAGUGUUGCAAAGGAUGCGACUAAACUUCCAUAAUCACGACCACAAUACGGACUGCACACAAGCAAACACCCAGCAGCGUCGUGGAGACCCGAGCAGACUCGUGUCAAAGCUGCAAAUGCCAGCAGUGAUCGAGAGCAGUGUCACACAGUCAUAUGUUGAAACACGGCAUGACCACAUGAAAUACGUUUGGUGUAUUCAACGUCGACCCAUGUAAUGUGUGAACAAAUGGUACAAUUUGGUUGCCAAAUUUGGCUGCCGAUAUCGAAUUCUAUCUAGGUAGAUUGUGCAAUUUGGCAGAAUAUGUAACAAGUGCAAUAGGGCCUAUCCACCUCAAGAGGGAAGAAUAAAAUCUCUCCUACCUCCACAGAAAGAAAGAGCAGGAACUUAUGGUGGGACAAUGUUGAAUGUUCAUUUUGUAGAACGGAUUGUUGGACGAUAUUACUCUUUGAUUUGGCGAAUAAUAACUUCAUAAUUUGUCAGAAGGAUGUCGUAAUAUUAUAUUAAGCUACCAUAUUUCUGUCCAAGUGUACAUUCACGAGUGUGCAAUUCAAGGAAAGUGUUGCCAAGAUGCAUUCUAGUUUCAACUAGUACUUGAGGUACUAAAGCCGCAGGCAGUGCAGCGCCAAACGAGGAAAAUCAUAUCCACAAAGAUCGAGAAAACUUCAAAUCCGGAGUGUUGCAUCCACUGCAACUCACCGAUCCUUACAUCUUGUGAACAAAUUACCACGGGUGGCUAAGACCAGUAAAUUUUUGCAAAAUCAUUAA
This is a messenger RNA of Marchantia polymorpha subsp. ruderalis, 1592 nucleotides long. Lineage: Eukaryota; Viridiplantae; Streptophyta; Marchantiopsida; Marchantiales; Marchantiaceae. The record is from the annotation of a GenBank genome assembly.